UGCGGCGGAGGGAUCCGCGGCGGAGGCGGCGGCAGCCGUAGCCGCUGCCUGAGAGUUGUUGUUUCCUCCUCCUCCGCCUCCGCCGCCGUUGCUUGAAUGGUGGAGCCGAGGCUCGGCUCGUGAGCACACAGUGACAGCUAUAGGGCAGGCGGCGGCACCAUCCCCGCUUCCCGUCGGCGGCGGGGUGCCCCGCCGGCGGCCCCGAAGUGACCCCUAAACAUGUCUUGCGAGAGGAAAGGCCUCUCGGAGCUGCGAUCGGAGCUCUACUUCCUCAUCGCCCGGUUCCUGGAAGAUGGACCCUGUCAGCAGGCGGCUCAGGUGCUGAUCCGCGAGGUGGCCGAGAAGGAGCUGCUGCCCCGCCGCACCGACUGGACCGGGAAGGAGCAUCCCAGGACCUACCAGAAUCUGGUCAAGUAUUACAGACAUUUAGCACCUGAUCACUUGCUGCAAAUCUGUCAUCGACUAGGACCCCUUCUUGAGCAAGAAAUUCCACAGAGUGUUCCUGGAGUACAAACUUUAUUAGGAGCUGGGAGACAGUCAUUGCUACGCACAAAUAAGAGUUGCAAGCAUGUUGUGUGGAAAGGAUCUGCUCUGGCCGCAUUGCAUUGUGGAAGGCCCCCUGAGUCACCAAUUAACUAUGGCAGUCCUCCUAGCAUUGCGGAUACCUUGUUUUCAAGGAAGCUGAAUGGGAAAUACAGGCUUGAACGACUUGUUCCAACAGCAGUUUAUCAGCACAUGAAAAUGCAUAAACGUAUUCUUGGGCAUUUGUCAUCUGUGUACUGUGUAACUUUCGACCGAACUGGCAGACGAAUAUUUACUGGUUCUGAUGACUGCCUUGUGAAAAUCUGGGCAACAGAUGAUGGGAGGUUAUUAGCAACUUUAAGAGGACAUGCUGCUGAAAUAUCAGACAUGGCUGUAAAUUAUGAAAAUACCAUGAUAGCAGCUGGAAGUUGCGAUAAAAUGAUUCGAGUGUGGUGUCUUCGAACUUGUGCUCCUUUGGCUGUUCUUCAGGGCCACAGUGCAUCUAUAACAUCACUACAGUUCUCACCAUUGUGCAAUGGCUCAAAGAGAUAUCUUUCUUCUACUGGAGCAGAUGGCACUAUUUGCUUUUGGCUGUGGGAUGCUGGAACCCUCAAAAUAAAUCCAAGACCUACAAAAUUUACAGAACGACCUCGGCCUGGAGUUCAAAUGAUCUGUUCUUCAUUUAGCGCUGGUGGAAUGUUUCUGGCCACAGGAAGCACAGAUCAUAUUAUUAGAGUUUAUUUUUUUGGAUCAGGUCAGCCAGAGAAAAUAUCAGAAUUGGAGUUUCAUACUGACAAAGUUGACAGUAUCCAGUUUUCCAACACUAGUAACAGGUUUGUAAGUGGAAGUCGUGAUGGGACAGCACGUAUAUGGCAAUUUAAACGAAGAGAGUGGAAGAGCAUUUUAUUGGAUAUGGCUACUCGCCCAGCAGGCCAAAACCUUCAAGGAAUAGAAGAUAAAAUCACAAAAAUGAAAGUGACUAUGGUUGCAUGGGAUCGGCAUGAUAAUACAGUUAUAACAGCUGUUAAUAAUAUGACUCUUAAAGUUUGGAACUCUUACACCGGUCAACUAAUUCAUGUCCUGAUGGGUCACGAAGAUGAAGUAUUUGUUCUUGAGCCACACCCAUUUGAUCCAAGAGUUCUCUUCUCUGCUGGUCAUGAUGGAAAUGUGAUAGUGUGGGAUCUAGCAAGAGGAGUCAAAAUUCGAUCUUAUUUCAAUAUGAUUGAAGGCCAAGGACAUGGUGCAGUGUUUGACUGCAAAUGCUCUCCUGAUGGUCAGCAUUUUGCAUGCACAGACUCUCAUGGACAUCUUUUAAUUUUUGGCUUUGGCUCAAGUAGCAAGUAUGACAAGAUAGCAGAUCAGAUGUUCUUUCAUAGUGAUUAUCGGCCUCUUAUCCGUGAUGCCAACAAUUUUGUAUUAGAUGAACAGACUCAGCAAGCACCUCAUCUCAUGCCUCCUCCCUUUUUGGUUGAUGUUGAUGGUAACCCUCAUCCAUCAAGAUAUCAGAGAUUAGUUCCUGGUCGUGAAAAUUGCAGGGAGGAGCAACUCAUCCCUCAGAUGGGAGUAACUUCCUCAGGACUGAACCAAGUUUUAAGUCAACAAGCAAAUCAGGACAUCAGCCCACUGGACAGCAUGAUUCAAAGACUACAACAGGAGCAAGACCUAAGACGUUCUGGUGAAGCAGGUAUCAGUAAUACCAGUCGUUUAAGUAGAGGCUCUAUAAGUUCUACCUCAGAAGUUCAUUCCCCACCAAAUGUAGGACUGAGGCGGAGUGGGCAGAUUGAAGGAGUACGACAGAUGCACAGUAAUGCACCAAGAAGUGAAAUAGCCACAGAACGGGAUCUUGUAGCUUGGAGUCGAAGAGUGGUUGUGCCUGAGCUUUCGGCGGGUGUAGCUAGUAGGCAAGAAGAAUGGAGAACUGCAAAGGGAGAAGAAGAAAUAAAGACAUAUAGGGCAGAAGAGAAAAGAAAACACUUUACUGUUCCAAAAGAGAAUAAAGUACCCACUAUUGCAAAGAAUCAUGCUCAUGAGAACUUCCUGGAUCUUGGAGAAUCCAAAAAACAGCAGGCAAAUCAACACAAUUAUCGUACAAGAUCUGCAUUGGAGGAAACUCCUAGACCUUCGGAAGAAAUAGAAAAUGGCACAAGCUCUUCAGAUGAAGGUGAAGUUGUUGCUGUCAGUGGUGGAACAUCAGAAGAAGAGGAGAGAGCAUGGCACAGUGAUGGCAGUUCUAGCGACUACUCUAGUGAUUAUUCUGACUGGACAGCAGAUGCAGGAAUUAAUCUGCAGCCACCAAAGAAAAUCCCCAAACAUAAAACCAAGAAAGCAGAAAGUAGUUCAGAUGAAGAAGAAGAAUCUGAAAAACAGAAGCAAAAACAGAUUAAAAAGGAAAGAAAGAAAGUAAUUGAAGAAAAAGAUGGACCAGUAUCACCAAAGAAAAAGAAGCCCAAAGAAAGAAAACAAAAGAGAUUGGCUGUAGGAGAACUAACAGAAAAUGGUUUGACGUUAGAAGAGUGGUUACCUUCAACAUGGAUUACAGAUACUAUUCCACGAAGAUGUCCUUUUGUGCCACAGAUGGGUGAUGAGGUUUAUUAUUUUCGACAAGGACAUGAAGCGUAUGUCGAAAUGGCUCGGAAAAAUAAAAUUUAUAGUAUCAAUCCCAAAAAACAGCCAUGGCAUAAAAUGGAGUUACGGGAACAAGAACUGAUGAAAAUAGUUGGUAUAAAGUAUGAAGUGGGAUUGCCUACACUUUGCUGCCUUAAACUAGCUUUUCUAGAUCCUGAUACUGGUAAACUGACUGGCGGAUCAUUUACCAUGAAAUACCAUGAUAUGCCUGAUGUUAUAGAUUUCCUAGUCUUGAGACAACAAUUUGACGACGCAAAAUAUAGGCGUUGGAAUAUAGGUGACCGUUUCAGAUCAGUCAUAGAUGAUGCCUGGUGGUUUGGAACAAUUGAAAGCCAGGAACCUCUUCAACCUGAGUACCCUGAUAGUUUAUUUCAGUGCUAUAAUGUAUGCUGGGACAAUGGAGAUACAGAAAAAAUGAGUCCUUGGGAUAUGGAGCUAAUACCUAAUAAUGCCGUAUUUCCUGAAGAACUAGGUACCAGUGUUCCUUUAACUGAUGUUGAAUGUAGAUCAUUGAUCUAUAAGCCUCUUGAUGGGGAAUGGGGUUCUAGUCCCAGGGAUGAAGAAUGUGAAAGAAUUGUUGCAGGAAUAAACCAGUUGAUGACACUAGAUAUUGCUUCUGCAUUUGUGGCCCCUGUGGAUCUACAAGCCUAUCCUAUGUAUUGCACUGUAGUGGCAUAUCCAACGGAUUUAAGUACAAUUAAACAAAGACUGGAGAACAGAUUUUACAGGCGGGUUUCUUCCCUAAUGUGGGAAAUUCGAUAUAUAGAGCAUAAUACACGAACAUUUAAUGAGCCUGGAAGUCCAAUUGUGAAAUCUGCUAAAUUUGUGACUGAUCUUCUUCUACAUUUUAUAAAGGAUCAGACUUGUUACAACAUGACUAUACUCUACAAUUCAAUGAAGAAAAAAGUUCUGUCUGACUCUGAGGAAGAAGAGAAAGAUGCUGAUGUGCCAGGAACUUCUACCCGUAAAAGGAAGGAACAUCAGCCUAGAAGAAGAUUGCGUAACAGAGCUCAGUCUUAUGAUAUUCAAGCAUGGAAGAAGCAAUGUCAAGAGCUGUUAAAUCUUAUAUUUCAAUGUGAAGAUUCUGAACCUUUCCGUCAACCAGUAGAUCUACUUGAAUAUCCAGACUACAGAGACAUCAUUGACACUCCAAUGGAUUUUGCUACUGUUAGAGAAACUUUAGAGGCUGGGAAUUAUGAGUCACCAAUGGAGUUAUGUAAAGAUGUCCGACUUAUUUUUAGUAAUUCCAAAGCAUAUACUCCUAGCAAAAGAUCAAGGAUUUAUAGCAUGAGUUUACGCCUGUCUGCUUUCUUUGAAGAACACAUUAGUUCAGUUUUAUCAGAUUAUAAAUCUGCUCUCCGUUUUCAUAAAAGAAAUACAAUAACCAAAAGGAGGAAGAAAAGAAACAGAAGCAGCUCAGUUUCCAGUAGUGCUACAUCAAGCCCUGAAAGGAAAAAAAGAAUCUUAAAACCCCAGCUGAAGUCAGAUAUCUCUACCUCUCCAUUCUCUACACUUACACGACCAAUACCAGCAAGGCACAAUGCCACUCAAAUAAAUGGUAAAGCAGAAUCCAGUUCCGUAGUCCGAACCAGAAGCAAUCGAAUAGUUGCAGAUCCGGUUAACACUGAGCAACCAUCUACUUCUUCAGCAGCAAAAGCUUUUGUUCCUAAAGCUAAUGCAUCUGCAUUUCCAGGGAAAACAAUUUUAGAGAAUUCUGUGAAACAUUCCAAAACAUUGAAUACGCUUCCAAGUCCUGCUCAGUCCACUUUUGGUCAAGGCACUAGAAAUAAUUCUUCUAAAGAAAACAUGGAAAAGGAAAAGCCAGUCAAACGUAAAAUGAAGUCAUGUAUUCUUUCAAAGACAUCCACUCUUCCAAAGUCAUCCACUCUCAUAGAGCAGGCAGAUUCUAAGAACAAUGCCAUUCUGUCAGGAAACAUCCAAGUUAAUGGCCACGGAGGGCAACCUACUAAACUUGUGAAGAGGGGACCUGGAAGGAAACCUAAGGUAGAAGUUAAUACCAGUAGUGGUGAAGUUAUACACAAGAAAAGGGGUAGAAAGCCCAAAAAACUACAAUUUGCAAAGCCUGAAAAUUCAGAGCAAAAUAAUAUACAUCCCAUCAGAGAUGAAGUUGUUCCUUCCUCAACUUGCAAUUUUUUCCCUGAAACUAAUAGCAUAAGAGAGGAUUUGUUACAGAAAAAGAGUCGAGGAGGCAGAAAACCCAAAAGGAAGAUGAUAAAGACACAGAAACUAGACUCAGACCUCAUAGUUCCUAAAAGUGUUAAAAUGUUAAGGAGAAGUAAUCGAAAAAAGAUAGAUGAUCCUAUGGAUGAAGAAGAGGAGUUUGAGGAACUCAAAAACUCUGAAACCCACAUGAGAACUAGAAACCAAGGUCGAAGGACAGCUUUCUAUAAUGAAGAUGACUCUGAAGAGGAGCAAAGGCAGCUGUUGUUUGAAGACACUUCUUUGACUUUUGGAACUUCUAGUAGAGGACGAGUCCGAAAGUUGACUGAAAAAGCAAAAGCUAAUUUAAUUGGAUGGUAACUUGCACCACAAUAUUCUGUUUCAAAAUCUGUAAAGCAGGUACAGUUAAGGAGUAUGUAGAACUGAGACUUCUGCUUCCUUGCUGCUAUAGUGGAUAUAGGAAUGUUAUGAUUUGAUUUGCAAAAAAAAAAAAAAAAAAGGAAAAAAAAAAAAACCACAAGACACUUCACUUCUUUAAAUGAAUAUAUAUAUAUAAAUAUAUGCAUAUAUAUUUUAAAUGUUUGCUAUUUAUUGCCCUUAGAUAGGUUAUGCAUUUCAUUCACUGAGACAAAAAGAAAUUGUGGACUUACAAUGAAUCACAAAUUUAUUUCUGGAAAAGAUAAUUCUGUUAUACUCUUUAAAAAAGAAGGCAAAAAAAAGUACCUAGAGAUAAAGCAUUUCAUGUUACAAAUAAUUAUUUUUAACCUAGCAAGGUACAUUUUUAUUGAUAAAGCAUUUGUGCCCCUCCCCCCCAGAAGACAGAUGUUACCAGAGUAGCAGUAAAUUAAGAAAUGUUUCCUCUGAAGUUAAAUAUAAAAAUUCCCACCAUUUGAUACUAUGAAGUUUUAAUUUUAAUUAUAGAAUAUUCAUCUACAAAGAAUCUAGAAGAGGCUUUUGCUGUAUUCCAUUUCUGCCAAACAUAAGAGAAAAUGUAAGGAAACAUAUCCACAUUGGAAAACAUUUGACUGUCUAAUUUUUCAGACCUUGAUUCUUAUAUCAAUCACUCAAUCUCUGUUUAUUGUGCCAAAGACUGAGAAUCAGUGCAGUGCAAAGCCUGUUUUUUGACUGUUGGGACAGCAUACACUUUUCAAUAUUGGAAAGGCUAUAUAUUAUUCUAAAGAGCAAGUUAUUAAAGAGUUAUGCUGAAAUGUAUCUUUUUUUGGUACUAGUAGAAGAUAAUGCACUGGUGGGUCCUUUGACAGAGAUGUUUUAGAGGAAAUGUUUUAAGUGGUUAAAGGAUUCAAGGAAAAUACAGGAAAAAGGUGUGGGAUUUGAUGUUUACUUGUUGAUAUGGAGUAAUGUCAUUUCUAAACUUUAGACAUAUCUAGUAGGCUAAAAUGACUUACAAAGAAAUGUGUCUGUGUGUGUAUGUGUAUAUAUUGACAAAUGGGUAUAAUUAAAUAUAUAUACAAACACAUACUUAUAUACUAUUACCCAGGUAUAAAUUCUUUUUCAGGAUUUUUUAGAUAGUAGUAGAAUAAAAUAAUUUUAAAAUGUCAUACUUUAUAGUUUAAUUUUAAGGGGAAGAUUGGUUAUUUUCAAUUAUUAAAGGUUAAAAUAGGCCAAAUCACUUUUUAUGCAAUCAUGUUUUAUACAGUGGUCUCACUGCACAUUGUGUUUUUUCUGCACUUUUUACGGUAUCCUUAUCAUGCUGGUAUGUCAAUAUACACCCUAAAGAAAAAUUCCAUUUAAUGAUUGUGCCUUGUAUUCUAUUAUUUUUUGCAUCAUUAGUAAAAUUAAGUUGUCUAUUGUAAAUGAUAACUAUAUGACUUAGGAGAAUGUAUUUCUAUAUGUACUGCUAUGGAAAUGGAAAGCAGUUAUUUAUUUGUUUAUGGUACAGUUAUUUUAUACCUUCAGAACCAACAUAAAUACCAUUUCUAUUGUUUAAAAAUUAUUGUCCUUUUUUUUUUAAAAGUUUAAAGAAUGUAGUAUUUUCUGAGGACUGGUAUGGUACAAAAAUGUAACCAAAAUUUUCAAAUACUACAUUUUUAAAAAGUGCAUAUGGGGAAAAUAAUGUAUCAGCAUGACCCUAAUGUAGAAAAAUAAAGUCUUUAAUUGAACCUUGGCAAAAUAUAUUACAUAAUUAUUUCUUAUUUCUGAAUGAUAGGGAUAAGCAAUAGUUGUCUUGAAUGGAAAGUGCAUUGGGCUUUAUAGACCAUUUGUAACUAAAUUUGUACAGAAAUACUCCUGUGAAAUUAAGUAAACCAUUUUCCAGAUCCUGACUGGAUUGCUGUGAUUUUGCAGUUUAAAAUUAAUUUCAAAACUUUCAGGGGUUUUUUUUUUUUUGUACUUUUUUCCUAACAAGUAUAUUUACCUAUAAUUAAAAUUUUAUAGUUAAACUUCAUAUUGCAGAAAUGGAUGGUUUCGGUUGUAGAGUAAAAUGAGUCUUUCAGUUACAGCAUUAUUGAAAAUAAUGUGAGUGCUUGAAAUUUAAGUCAUUAAGGUGAUUUCUUUUUGUUGUUUUUCUUAAGCUGUCUAUUAAAUGUAAUUUCCUGAUGUUAUCUGCAUCAUGUUACAGAAAUAAUCAACGAUAAAAUCCAUUUAUGUAAAAAAGUACAUGUACAUUUUUUUUGUGUACAGAAAAAAGGAAGCGUACACAGUCUUAGAGCAGAACAUACCUCUACUAAAGUGUGUGGAUUAGUUCUAACUCUUGAGCAUUAAAUGAGUAUUUGCUAUUAUCAACCAGCAAGUAAACAUUAGUCCUAUUCUAAAGACACUGUAUAUUUAUGACCUUAUUUGGACAUUUGACACUGAUUUCUUAGUAAAGCAAAAAUUCUUUGUGAUCAGACACCUAAAAUGUUAUAGUCAUCCAGGUGGAUUUUGUAUUUUUUACAGUUUAACUUCUGUGCAUUGCUAAACUUGAUGUCAUCACCAUAUUAAUGUUUUGUCUUACUCCUUGGAAAAAUGGCCACUUGCAGACAGUUGCUAUUUAGUAUUACCGUUUAUAGGCCAAAAAGAGAUAUUGGCAGCUCUCCUAGGUAAGCAAUAAAAAUUUCGAGUUUACUGAAAGUUUUCAAAAUAUGACUUGCUACAUGCAUGGGAUAUAUAAACCAACUUAGGUUUAAAGUAGUUAACUUUAUUAUUCUCUCUCUCCAGCCCAACUUACCUCAAGUCCCAUUCAAAUCUUUAAAAUUAAAUGCUACACAUAUGCAGUUUAACCACUCAACCCAAUUAUAUUCUCAUCCCUCUUACCAGUAAAUGUACACCUUUUUCAGAUUUUUUUGUCUAUUACAGUCAACUAGUAUAGUGAUGGAUUAUUGCCUGCAUAUAUUCAUUAACUAAAGAUCUAUUGAUAUUAUUCCCAAUGCUUUUGUUAUUUCAUAGUUUCACAGAGUUUUGGAAAUGAUUUUGUAGUUUUAUUACAGAAUUAACAAGUUUUAUUAGAAUAAUUAGGAUAUUUGUAAUAUCACUUGGAAAUGGAUCACAUAAAAGACGCUUAUCAAUGAAUAGAUCUUCAUUGCAACCUGUAUAUUAGCACUUAUCACUGUUUUAUCUGCUGUACAGUAGGUCUAUCAGACAUUUUAAUAAACUUACUCAAAUAACAUUUUUUUUGCUUAUGUGGAGUUAGCAAUAUUUACAUGUCUUAAGAUAUCUGUGAUACAAAUUUCUUCCAAAUUAAAAGCAUUUCAUAUCUAGCAUUCCAUUUUAUAUAUGCAUACAUGUAUCUCUCAAAUGUCAAACUGAAAACUAUUAAUUUUAAUUUUCUGUCUAAUGAAAAAAGUCAUUAAACUGAAUGGUUUUAUUCAUCUGAAAUUUACUUUUGAGUAGGUUAAAAGGACCAAGAUAGCUUGAGUUUUAAAGGGCUACAAGUGUUCUCCUUAUAUGCAGGAAAUACAUGAUUUUAAAAGUCAUAAUAGGGGGAAGUACUUUUAUGCUCUGUGAAUUACUCUCAUAUGUAGUAUUUUUUACAUAACAGGUUGUGAAAUUGUUUAGUUAUUUUUAGGAGAGAAUUAUUUUCAUAUUAAAAUUGGAAAUAUAUCCCUUUUCCAUACUUCCCUCCUUUCCCUCGAGGCCCCCAAAUUUCCAAGUGAUUUAAACUAAAUUACUAUUUACUAAGAAGCUAUUUUUGUUCUUAAUUGUACUAAACACUCCAAAUGAAGUCAUUUUGUAUUAUGUACAGUACAAAAACGAGGUCAAAAUGAGUCAGAAGACUGUACCACUUUUGGCGCUCCAGAAGAUAUACCUUGUACACACUGCAAUAAAACAAUUAAAAGAUUAAUAGCUAUAAAUAAUUUUAGUUUUGAUAGCUUGGUGUUGAAUUAUACUUUUUUAUGCAGAUAAAAGCAUCAGGAAAUUAACUUUAUAUUGCACAAACCAAAUACAUAGUAGUGGGCGACUGAGUUUUACAUUUAAGGAGCUAAGAGAACAGAUUUGAGAUCAUACACGCACAUAUGAUGCAGAUACACUUGCUCAUAACUUUAAGAGUGUAUGUACUUAAAAAAUGUGUAUGUACUGAUAAAUCACAAUGAUAAACUUUAAAUUGUGACAAAAUUCAGUUACAUUUUUGGACCAUAUUAAAACUAAGAGGACAGGAUCUUGAGGUCUUGGAGGAGAAAAAAACUUUGAUCCUGUUACACUAUUUAGUUGUAUAGAAUGUAGCUCAAAUUUUUUAAAGUGACUGACUGACCUAGAAGGUUAAAGUUGAAGCUGACACAUUUUCAAAUUAAAUUUAUUAUUUUGUACAGAAAACAAUGUUAAACACAAGCAAAUUUGUUGUAUGUAAUAAGUGUAACACAAAGUUUAAAAACAAAUUAUUUAGUUUUUUUUUUUCCUUUCCUAAGAUCUGAAGUAUCAUGUUAUAAAUGGCAGUCUCACACCAGAAUAGCAUUGCCCUUUCAUUUUGUACAUAAUUGAUUGGACCUUUCUUUACUGUUAUGUGGACACCUUCUGUGUUAGUUUUGAUGCAUAAUUCUUUGGAUCUUUUUAUACAAACUAGAAUGUAUGUGUAAGAAUUUCUGUCCCUGCAAUGUAGUAACUACAAACUUAUUUUUAAAUAAAUAGAAAACUUGUUUUUCUAA
Messenger RNA from Erinaceus europaeus (western European hedgehog), 10406 nucleotides. RefSeq names its product pleckstrin homology domain interacting protein (gene PHIP). The transcript is spliced from 40 exons. Gene Ontology annotation, cellular component: nucleus. Gene Ontology annotation, molecular function: protein binding. Bases 220 to 5688 code for a protein of 1822 amino acids. The record is from RefSeq and is a predicted model, not a curated record. Gene Ontology annotation, biological process: regulation of transcription by RNA polymerase II; regulation of cell shape; cytoskeleton organization. Lineage: Eukaryota; Metazoa; Chordata; Mammalia; Eulipotyphla; Erinaceidae.